Molecule: messenger RNA, 1943 nt
Organism: Pelodiscus sinensis (Chinese soft-shelled turtle)
Lineage: Eukaryota; Metazoa; Chordata; Testudines; Trionychidae
Source: RefSeq, a predicted model, not a curated record
GGUUGGGGCCCCGCCCCCUCCGCUCCUGCCCUCACAGUCAGGCAGGGACCGGCCCCGCCCCAGCUGUUUGGCGUGACGGCUACGCACCCCCCCCAGGUGCUGGUGACCUUCGAGGAGGUGGCUGUGUAUUUCACCAGGGCCGAGUGGGCUCUGCUGCCCCCUGCUCAGAGAGCCCUCUACAGAGCCGUCAUGCAGGAGAACUAUGAGUACAUGACCUCACUGGAAUGUCCAGUUCCCAAGCCUGAUGUGAUUUCCCAGCUGGAACAAGGGGAGGAGCCGGGGGUCCCAGAGCUCCAGGGCUUUGUGGAUGGAGAGAUCCCAACAGGUGCCUGUGCAGGUGCUGGGAUGGGGAGUGAGAACCAGGAACUGAGCCCUCAGCAGGCAGAUGCCAAGCGAGUGGAACCACAUGGGGGAUUAGCACAAGGCUCCAAAGGGAAUGGAUCCAGGCGUUGUGCGCAGGGGGCAGCCUGUGGGAGUCAGCACAGGCCAGAGUGGGAGCACGGCAACCUGCCCAGUGAGGAAGUGGAUGAAUCCAUUAAUUAUCAGGGAACUGACCAAGAUCUCAAGGAAACCACAGCCCAGAACAGAAUAACUUCUGGAGAAAGAAAAAACUCAUGCAUGGAGUGUGGGAAAAUCUUCACUCUGAACUCCACCCUCAUUAAACAUCAGAAGAUCCACAUGAGAGAGUGCCCCUAUACAUGCAGUGAGUGCGGGAAACAGUUUAGGGAGAAUUCAAAACUCACUGAACAUCAGAAAAUCCACACAAAAGAGAGACCCUACGAGUGUCGUGAGUGUGGGAAAAGCUUCACUCGGAGCUCAACCCUUACGAGACAUCAGAGGAUGCACACAGGAGAGAGACCGUAUGAAUGCCUUGAGUGCGGGAAGAAAUUCACUCAGAGCUCAAUUCUUAUGAACCAUGAAAGAAUGCACACAGGAGAGCGACCCUAUAUAUGCUGUGAAUGCGGGCAAACUUUCUCACAUAGCUCAGCCUUAUAUAAACAUGAGAAGAUCCACACAGGAGAGCGCCCCUAUGAAUGCUGUGAGUGUGGGAAACAAUUCAUUGAGAAAUCAAAAUGUAUUAAACAUCAGACAAGCCACACAGGAGAGAGACCCUACGAGUGCUGUGAGUGCGGGAAACACUUCAGUGAGAAAUCCAGCCUUACCAAACAUCAGACAAGCCACACAAGAGAGAGACCCUAUGAAUGCAGUGAGUGUGGGAAAUGUUUCUCGCGGAGUUCCUCCCUUAUUAGACAUCACAGGAUCCACACAGGAGAGAGACCUUAUAAAUGCUGUGAGUGCGGGAAGAAGUUUACUCAGAACUCAGGCCUUAUUAAUCAUCAGAGAAUUCAUGCAGGAGUGCGACCCUAUACAUGUGGUGAGUGUGGGAAACACUUCAGUGAGAAAUCAAACCUUACUAAACAUCAGACAAGCCACACAAGGGAGAAACCUUAUGAAUGCUGUGAGUGCGGGAAAAAGUUCACUUGGAGCUCCUCCCUUAUUAGACAUCAGAUGAUUCAUAUAGGAGAGUGAUCUGAACAUGUGAGUUCGGAAACACUUUUCUUUAAAACUCAGCCCUUUUUAAACAUAAGAGAAUUCACAGAGGAAAGCACCAUAUGCACACUGUGAAUGUAGGAGAAGUUUCAUUUGGAACCCACAUCUUAAGAGAUUCAGAUUCUUCACAGGACAGAUGAAUACCAUAAAAACUUUGUCUAGGGCUUCCAAAAGCCACUUGUUAAUUCCCACACAGUGACCUUUUAGGGUUGUGUGCACCUUUUGCAUUAGGGAUGUUAAAUAUUGGUUAAUUGAAUAGUCAAUUAACCUAAUUAAUUCUUCUUGAUUACUGGACUAUUCUAUAGUCCUCGGGGGGUGGGGCCAGUAGCCAGUGCACUCCAGCCCCACUCCUGAGGAGCCCCCUGCCACUCCACACUGUUGCCUCUGUAUCA